Hypomesus transpacificus is the source of this 3813-nucleotide messenger RNA. RefSeq names its product opioid receptor, delta 1b (gene oprd1b). The record is from RefSeq and is a predicted model, not a curated record. Lineage: Eukaryota; Metazoa; Chordata; Actinopteri; Osmeriformes; Osmeridae. Gene Ontology annotation, cellular component: membrane; neuron projection. Gene Ontology annotation, molecular function: neuropeptide binding; G protein-coupled enkephalin receptor activity. Gene Ontology annotation, biological process: G protein-coupled opioid receptor signaling pathway; neuropeptide signaling pathway.
CAAACCUACCCACGUCUCGCUUCGCGCACCAGUGCGUCUUUGUGGAGCCAGCAGCUAUAUCCAUUUGCAGCACCAACCGCUUGCCUUGCCUUUACCUUCAGUGGCUUAGUACCAGUGAUCUGGAUACACCAAACUAAUACAAAUCAAAAAAGUUUGGGAUGCGAAUGCCUUUAACCGUAUGCUAUUGUUAUUAUUUUUAUAAUUGGUUCGACCUGAACCUAAACGUUUACUAGUUGGCAGUCGUGCGCGCUCUUGAAGCGAUCAAAGCUUUGGUUUAGCACACCGCUGUUCCGUCUGCAAUUGAAUAGAGAACCUUUUUAAUUUUAAAUUACUACUACGCAUUAUACGAACUUUAAUUGAUUCAUCAAAGUCGAUACCCGAUACCGAGAAGCAAUGGAGUACCCAACACUUUCCGCGGCGGAUUUCGCUGACCUGUAUUCUGUUAUCCCUUUUAAUGUCUCAUUUUUAGAUGAUGAUUCCACCGGGCUCGUGUCAUUAUCUAAAGGCAACGGGACUGACGUUGCCACUAAAAAGGACAAAACAAGUGUUAUUAUCGCAAUCUCGAUAACAGCUCUUUAUUCUCUCAUAUGUGUCGUGGGACUUCUCGGAAACAUUCUCGUAAUGUAUGGAGUGGUAAGGUACACCAAGAUGAAAACCGCCACCAACAUCUACAUCUUCAACCUGGCCCUGGCCGACGCCCUGGCCACCAGCACGCUGCCCUUCCAGAGCGCCAAGUACCUGAUGAACACCUGGCCCUUUGGACAGCUCCUGUGCAAGGUGGUCAUCGCCAUCGACUACUACAACAUGUUCACCAGUAUCUUCACGCUGACCAUGAUGAGCGUGGACCGCUACAUCGCCGUGUGCCACCCCGUCCGGGCGCUGGACUUCCGCACGCCCGCCAAGGCCAAGCUCAUCAACGUGUGCAUCUGGAUCCUCUCCUCCGCCAUCGGAGUUCCCAUCAUGAUCAUGGCCGUUACCAAGGAGACGGAGAAAGGCAACACCGUGUGCAUGCUCGGGUUCCCCCAGCCCGACUGGUACUGGGACACGGUCACCAAGAUGUGCGUGUUCCUCUUCGCCUUCGUGGUGCCCGUCCUGGUGAUCACCAUCUGCUACGGCCUGAUGAUCCUGCGGCUGAAGAGCGUCCGCCUGCUCUCCGGCUCCAAGGAGAAGGACAGGACCAUGCGCCGCAUCACCCGCAUGGUCCUAGUGGUGGUGGCCGCCUUCAUCGUCUGCUGGACGCCCAUCCACAUCUUCAUCAUCGUCAAGAACUUUGUGGAGAUCGACGCCCGGAACCCUCUGGUGGUGGCCAGCUGGCACCUGUGCAUCGCCCUGGGCUACACCAACAGCAGCCUCAACCCCGUCCUCUACGCCUUCCUGGACGAGAACUUCAAGAGGUGCUUCAGGGACUUCUGCCUGCCGUACCGUGCCCGCCUGGAGCAGAGCAGCUUCUCUAGGGCCCGCAACGCCACCAGGGAGCCCGCGUCCGUGUGCGCCCCCUCGAACUCAGUGAAGAAGCCGGUAUGACUAGGCAUGGAGCAGGUGCCUGGCGAGGCGCCGCCGCGGACGCUCCAGGACGACCUGCAGACUGAGGUGACUCAGGUAUCCACCACGGAGUUCUGAGUGGAUUUGGAACCUUCUUGAGGAGGGGGGGGACAACAAACCCCUAACGCGCUGUUGUCUGUCGACCUCAUCUUUUCACAUGCCACCGAUCGCGGCUCGCGGCGUGCGGUGGGGAUGGUGUUUCACCGCUGGCAGGAAGUGCCUGUGGGAAACUUUGGUGAAUGUGUGGUAUGGUGUGCCUGGUACCAUGUGUGCAGGGGAGGGGCUAGAUCAUUUCAACUGGGGGGGCCAAGCUGGGGCCAGUUGUACUGUUAGAGGGGCCAGUUACGUUAAACAUCAUUGUUUUGUCUUGUUUUCUUCACUUCUUCACACAAAGCAAAAUGCCAUGUUUAUAAUUAUUCACUCUACAUGUAGGGGGGCCACAAGAGGGUCCAAGCUUGUUGUCACAGGGGCACUGGCCCCCCCUGCCACCCCCCCAGAACUGCCCCUGCAUGUGCGCAGUCACUUGCGCUGGUGUUUAUUUACCAAGCUGCAGUGAUGGUUUGUGACAAGGAAUCAUAGACACUGAAAUGUCGACAUGUAGGAAGGAACAAGAUGACAAAAGACAUGGAGAUGGUUCUUCUGUCGUCUUUGCUGAGAUAGAAAAACAUUCAGGUGAAAUUGCUUUUUUAUUUCAGUUUUGUCACUCAACAGUUCAGUUACAAGACAGACCUGAAAGACAGAACUCCAGCAUGCGUGUGUGUGUGUCUAUGUGCGUGCAUGCGUGCACGUGUGAUUGUGUGUUUGUGUGUGUGCUUGUGUGUUUAUGUGCGUGCCUGUGUGUGUGCGUGUGUGUGUGAGCUGAGCGGCUCUGACAGCAUGCAUUCACUGCUUCCAUCGCUGCACAGUUGACUCAUCCUUCCCCCCCUGGCAGUCAGGCUGCCAAAUUCUCCACCCAACACACACUGUACACAACAAAGUCACUUCAGACAGACUAACCAAGAUGGCUCUUUCAUCUUAACAAUAUACUUUGAUUCGUUUCGAGCCUCUCUUUCAGUGAUUUCUUCUAACUUGGGGACAGGAGCCAGUGAAGGGGACUUUUGACCUAAAGCAUGGCCCCUGACAGGGCCCCACACAGCGACUCCCUAAAGCAUGGCCCCUGACAGGGCCCCACACAGCGACUCCCUAAAGCAUGGCCCCUGACAGGGCCCCACACAGCGACUCCCUAAAGCAUGGCCCCUGACAGGGCCCCACACAGCGACUCCCUGAAGCAUGGCCCCUGACAGGGCCCCACACAGCGACUCCCUAAAGCAUGGCCCCUGACAGGGCCCCACACAGCGACUCCCUAAAGCAUGGCCCCUGACAGGGCCCCACACAGCGACUCCCUAAAGCAUGGCCCCUGACAGGGCCCCACACAGCGACUCCCUAAAGCAUGGCCCCUGACAGGGCCCCACACAGCGACUCCCUGAAGCUCAGCAGUCAAUGUCACCUCCGACCUGGACACCAGAGAUGUUUAGUGUGGUGAACGUCUACUCCACAAUUUUGUAAAAACGACAAAACGACUCGGAAAUAGUGACAUCGUUAAAAGCAGAAGGCAUCCAGACUUUGUUUACCAGAUUUCUCUCACCGGAUCGUCUCUCAUCAUUUGUGUUCUUGUUCUGAAGUUAAACUUCAGUGUUUGAUGCUGUGAUCAUGUGACAUAUUCUGUGCGAUGUACUGUUGAGAUAUCUUAGCGAUUCGCCUAUAAAUGUUGACUAUAUUUUCAUACUGUAAUGCCAGUAGUCAUAAAUAUAAUCUACAAACGCUAUGAGUUUGCAUCUUGAAAAUGACCCACAUGCUCCCUCUGAGACAUAUGUCUGCAAUGAGGAGUGUGUCGAAAAGGGUGUUGCCUAGCAACGUCAGAUGUGCACAGUGUGAAACAGAGCACCACCGUACUGCCUUACUGACAUUGUUUUCUGUAGCUUUCAGCCAGUGAAAAGUGUUGUUGUGUUGGCUUCUUAGUUGAUUUGAUUUUGAACGUUAAAUUUUGAUGUGUCGGUUAAAAGCUUUUCAUGAUUUUACUGUAGUGGGUCCAGGCAGAGGGGUCAGUGUAUUGUUACAAUGCAUACAGUAUAUAUGAACAUUGUAUUUGGCUGUUAAAGGUUUUGUGAACUAUAUCUUUAAAUUAUUAAUGUUUAUACAUAUAUGUCUGACUUAAUAUGUAUUAAUGUCUUAAUUUAGAUGACAAUUUUAUCCAGUGACAUACAAGGGGAUUUGAACCUGCAACAUUUUAGU